This is a messenger RNA of Callorhinchus milii (elephant shark), 1254 nucleotides long. Its product is annotated as testis associated actin remodelling kinase 1. Gene Ontology annotation, biological process: protein phosphorylation; positive regulation of stress fiber assembly; actin cytoskeleton organization. NCBI's taxonomy places the organism in Eukaryota, Metazoa, Chordata, Chondrichthyes, Chimaeriformes, Callorhinchidae. Gene Ontology annotation, molecular function: ATP binding; protein serine/threonine kinase activity. The record is from RefSeq and is a predicted model, not a curated record. Gene Ontology annotation, cellular component: cytoplasm; nucleus.
GACUUCGGGCUGGACGUUGCUGCGUUCCAGAAUCUGGUGGGAGACUGCCCGCUUCCCUUCCUGUGUCUCGCUGUGGACUGUUGUGAUAUGGACUCAACGCGGCGUCCGGCCUUCACGGUGAUCACACAGCGGCUGGAGAUCAUCCUGGACCAACACCGGGAGCCUGGGGAGGGAACGGCAACACCCAAGUGGGAUCGAGCGGGCACCGAGAGACUGACAGCAACACACGGUAAGAGCGAUAAAGACACAGCACGUAGCCAGGUCCGAAGGCCGACGUGCAGCCUCCGGGUUCAGUGUGAGACCAGGUUAUCCCGCAGCCACUCCGACAUGUUCUCCCCCAAACCCCUGGCUGCGGGCAGCGAAGACGACCAGUUCUCCCCCCUCCAGCGAGCCCCGACCAGGAUCAACCCCUUCUCGCGCCGGGAGGACCUGAAGGGCGGGAAGAUUAAGUUGUACGACUCUCCCAGCAAGUCGGUCAUCUCCCUGACCUUUGACUUGCCGGCCCCGGCCUCCUACCAGAUGAACCUGCCAGUGACCCCCGAGCCCAUGAUGGAUGUCAGGUGUGAGUUCCCGAGGCCUAACUUCCAGCCGCGGAACUGCCGUUCUCUCCCCUCCAGCCCCGCCCUCUCCCGCCGCAACUUGGUGCACUUUGACUUUUCUGCGCCCCUCCCCUCGAGGUAUUGGAUGGGGACGGAGGGCGGCUCUGAGCCCCCAGCGGGGGAGGGGCCCGAGCCCACUGCCUGCUCCUCCGGCCCGGUCGAGGCCCCCACCAUUGCCAUGGACAACCAGCCCUGGCCACUUCUGGUCAACGACAAGACGGCCACCGUCGCCAGGUACGACCAGCCCUGGGAGCCUCUGGUUAACGACAAGAUGGCCGCCGUUGCCAGGGACGACGGGCAUGUGGUAGUGAGCAAACCACAGCACAGCGAGACUGAGGAUGGUGAUGAUGGCGGUCAGGGGGAGGAGGAUGGUUCCCCGGGCACGGAAAACACCGAAAGCUCCCCGCCCGGCAUCGAACAGGACGACAUGCUGUCGUGCCCUGGUUGCUGCCUGGGAGGAUUCACCUUCCCGUCCCUCUGCCUCCGGCCCUCAGCCGGGACCUCGCGCUACCGUAAUCUGAACUGCGACUCCGAGCGGCUGAAGGAAAACCCAGCGGCUAAGGCUUCAGCGAGGACAGGGCCCGGCCUGAAAAUCACACAGUCGUAGACGCUGCUUCCGCUCACAGCCUCCAUUUUACCCGCUCGCUGCUAAAAA